AUGGCAGGACUACUGAUCGAUGGAAAGAAGAGAGGAGAGACGUACAAGCAGCUGCUCCUGUUUCUGAGCUGGUAUGAGAACAGCGCGCGUGUUCCCAUGAUCAUCAACGGACCCAACAUUGCGCCCAAGAAGGUCAAGGAGUCGGUGUCGACGAUGGAUCUUCUGCCGACAUUCGUCGACCCUUUGGAUCCCGACCGCUCUUCGAUAAUCAUUCGCUUGACAGCCCUCUCGGGCACAGUCGCAGCCCGAGCAGACAUCACCCAAGUCUUCGGGCGAAUCCACGCUGUGGACUACCAGCAGCGAUGA
Messenger RNA from Alternaria incomplexa, 306 nucleotides. RefSeq lists its product as uncharacterized. NCBI's taxonomy places the organism in Eukaryota, Fungi, Ascomycota, Dothideomycetes, Pleosporales, Pleosporaceae. The coding region runs from base 1 to 306 and encodes 101 amino acids. The transcript has 2 exons. The record is from RefSeq and is a predicted model, not a curated record.